AACGUACGAGGAGAGCAUAACCCAGACAAAAACAGAGAAAGGGGUCUCCUCCUAGCGGGUCGUUUAACAGCUUGAGCCUCAAAAGUAUCAAAACCCAAGCUUGGAUCUCUAAAAGGAGGAAGACGUAGACAGGUUAACGCUAAAACACACCAACCGCUCAGCCCUCCCCUCCCUCGUCGGAUAUAUAUAAAAUAACCUCCCUUUUGAAACAAACAAUCACACAAGCAGGCUCUGUCAUCACCACCUUUUAUUUCUUUUAGUUUCUGGUGUGUCUGUUCUUGUUGCAGAUAUGUUUGAAUCUUAGGAUGGGUUGGGCCUGAUUUUCUUUCGGUUGAUAGUUUUUCAUUGUUUCUGAUUAGUUUUGAUCUCAAAAUGGUGAAAGUUAAUGGAUCUAUCUGGUGGGGUUGGCUUCUUGUCAGAUCUGAAUUGAUUCAGAUGAAAAUAUGGGCUUGGAAACUGUUUUUCACUUCAUAAUACAUCUUGUUGGGGGUGGCUUGGUAAAGCAAUUCUUGGAUAUCCUAGCUUAGUGAAAAUUAAGGGAAAUUUAUAACCAAGUAAAAAAAAGAGAAGAAAAAUAAGGCAAACCAUGAAUUUGGUUCAUAUUCUUUGGUCCUCUGUAUUUCUCAGAAAUAACAGCUUCUGAGGAUAUCAAGAGGAAAUAGAAAGAGUAACACGUGGUGUAAAUGGCCUCCGAGAGGGAAUGUUUCGACCUUUCAGGGCCAUUACACCUAACUUCCAUUGAUUGGCAGAAUACUCAACAUCAAAGGUCUGUUGCUGCAUGUUUGGUUCAGGGUGUCUAUGUUGUUGAGCGGGACCGCCAAGAGGAACGUGAAGGGCCCCAAGCCCUUGCUCCUCCUUGGUGGGAGUUCUUCCAUUUUAAGUUGCUCCGCAAGCUUGUGGAUGAUGUUGGUUUCUCAGUCUUUGGUGCCAUUUAUGAAUUCAAACCUCCUCCUUCUCUUUGUAACUCCCCAUUAGAGGGAAUACCUCGUUUUGUAAUUGCCUUCCGAGGCACCUUGACGAAGAAUGACUCAGUCUCACGAGAUCUUGAGUUGGAUGUUGAGGUGGUCCGAAAUGGACUUCACCGGACAUCUCGCUUUGAGAUUGCUAUGCAAGCUGUCCGGAAUAUGGUUGCUGCAGUAGGUGAUUCAAAUGUUUGGUUAGCUGGCCAUUCCUUAGGGUCAGCCAUGGCAAUGCUUGCUGGAAAAACUAUGGCUAGCAAUGGCAUUUUCCUCAAAUCUUUUCUCUUCAAUCCACCAUUUGUGUCUGCCCCGAUAGAGAGGAUUAAGGACAAGAGAGUGAAACACGGGAUUCGGAUUGCAGGCAGUGUGAUUACAGCAGGCCUCACUCUUGCUAUGAAGGCUAAACAACAACCACAACAGAGAAGUCAUUCAGAAGAAAACCCUUUCACUACUCUGUCUGCAUGGUUCCCUGGUCUAUUUGUCAAUCCAGCUGAUGACAUCUGCUCCGAAUAUAUCGGGUAUUUUGAACAUAGGAAGAAGAUGCAGGACAUUGGAGCAGGAGCCAUUGAGAGGUUAGCAACCCAGAAUUCUCUUGGGGGUCUACUAAUGCAUGCAAUGGGAAAGCAGCCAGCGCCGGAGCCUCCAUUGCACCUCAUUCCUUCUGCAAACCUGACAGUUAAUUUGACCCCGUCACGGGAUCUCAAAGAAGCCCAUGGAAUUCACCAAUGGUGGAGAGACGAUCUGCAACUCCAGUCUGAGGUUCACAAAUACAGAUAGUUUACGGUGUGAUUGUUCUGAUUAUUUUCCAUGUACUCGUGGUUUUAAGUAGUCAAACAGCCUCCAAUCUUGUUUUCAUCAGUCAUGAUUUUGGAAAGAAUAAACUAAAGAAGUGAAGAAGUUUACUAGUUAAGGAAGAAGAGCAAGUAGGGAGCUGCUUGGUUGUGUGAAUGCAAUGGCAUAUGAGUUGUAAAUUAUGAGUUACAGAAAGGAAAUUUCAUUUGAAGUUA
This is a messenger RNA of Prunus dulcis (almond), 1966 nucleotides long. RefSeq names its product GDSL esterase/lipase At4g10955. The record is from RefSeq and is a predicted model, not a curated record. Gene Ontology annotation, biological process: lipid metabolic process. The coding region runs from base 684 to 1736 and encodes 350 amino acids. The transcript has 4 exons. Lineage: Eukaryota; Viridiplantae; Streptophyta; Magnoliopsida; Rosales; Rosaceae.